AUGGAGCAUCACUACAGGAUUGAUGUGUUUUUGGCAACGGUUGAUUCUCAAAUACUUGAAAUGAAGAAUAGGUUUAAGGAAGAUGUAAUAGAAUUGCUUAUUCUUAGUUCAGCAUUGCAACCCAAAGAUAAUUUUCAGGCUUUCAAUAUUGAACAAAUUUGUCAACUUGCAAGCAAGUUUUAUUUAGCUGACUUCACAUAUCAAGAGAAGUUACACUUAAGAACUCAAUUAGAGCUUUUCCAGAUUGAGUUUUCCUGUAAUUCUCGGCUUCAAAAUUUGUCAUCACUUCAGAAGUUGUGCCAAGUGUUAGCAAAGACAAGAAAGUCAAUGUGGUAUACUCUUAUUGAUAGAUUGAUUCGUCUUAUUUUGACUCUCCCUGUUUCAACAGCUACAACAGUGCGUGCAUUUUCUGCUAUGAAAAUCAUCAAGACUUGUUUACGUUCUAGGAUGGAGGAAGACUUUCUUGCUAACUCUAUGAUAAUGUAUAUUGAGAAAGAAAUUGCUAGAACUUUUGAUAUAAAUUCAAUCAUUGAUGACUUUGAUAAAAUUAAAAGUCGUUGUGCACAAUUUCAUAUAUCCCACACAAUCAAAUAG
Messenger RNA from Coffea eugenioides, 594 nucleotides. RefSeq lists its product as uncharacterized. The transcript has a single exon. The coding region runs from base 1 to 594 and encodes 197 amino acids. NCBI's taxonomy places the organism in Eukaryota, Viridiplantae, Streptophyta, Magnoliopsida, Gentianales, Rubiaceae. The record is from RefSeq and is a predicted model, not a curated record. Gene Ontology annotation, molecular function: protein dimerization activity.